This is a messenger RNA of Sorghum bicolor (sorghum), 801 nucleotides long. RefSeq lists its product as uncharacterized. Bases 174 to 470 code for a protein of 98 amino acids. The record is from RefSeq and is a predicted model, not a curated record. Gene Ontology annotation, molecular function: calcium ion binding; enzyme regulator activity. NCBI's taxonomy places the organism in Eukaryota, Viridiplantae, Streptophyta, Magnoliopsida, Poales, Poaceae. The transcript has a single exon.
UGUAGCCGUGUGCGUCGCUACUUGCAACUGCAACUCGAUCAGCAGCACAACAGUAGACUCAGAGCUCUAGCUCACUCGCAAGCUAGCAAGCACUCUCACCAAGCGGAAGCAGCAAGCGCACAGAGGCAAGGCAAGCAAGCCAAGCAGAGCAGCGGUCGCGCGCCGGCGAGGGGAUGGCGUUCAUGCGGUACCGCGCGCUGCCGCAGGGGGAGCUGACGGUGGAGGAGUUCAGGGCGUGGCUGGCGCAGUUCGACGCGGACCGCGACGGGCGGAUCAGCAGGGAGGAGCUGCAGCACGCGCUGCGGAGCCUCAACGUGUGGUUCGCGUGGUGGAAGGCGCGGGACGGCGUGCGCGCCGCCGACGCCAACCGCGACGGCGGCGUGCAGGGGGACGACGAGGUGGCCCGCCUCUUCGCCUUCGCGCAGAGGCAACUCCACGUCAAGAUCACCCAGCAGCUCGGCUACUACUGAUCUGAUCUGAUCUGAUCUGAUCUGAUCUGAUUGAUCCAUGCAUCGGCCAAUAAGCAUCGUACCAUCGAUCGAUGUGAGUCGAGAUGUAUUUAUUUAUUGUCAGGAUGGAUUGGAUGUGUUGUUAAUUAUGCCUUUUUUUUUCAUCCUGUGGUGGAUGUGUGUUGUUGUUUAAACGAUGUACGGGUGCUUUACUUGGCUUUUUAAAUGUCUUGUGUAAUUUGUGGAUGGUUUGAAAAGAGUCUGCGUACUCGUAUUUCCAAUUCAGCUCCACGAACUUAAUUUGUUGAGAAAUGGUCAAUAAAUGCAUGUGGCAUGCUGCGGCCUUCGUUUA